GGACACUGGCCUGAGCAAACCAUACACCUACAGUGUUCAACGUGACAUCAGCCUCCUGGCUUGAAACAUGAGACUAACAAGGCCUGAUUACGAGAUUGAUUAAUUGUUUUAAAACUGUAAACUGCGAGACGAGCGGAGCCUAAAGAGUAGUGUUGUUUUGGGGCACUUUAAUGAAGACAGUCGGGCGGAGACAGGCUGUUGAGCUUACUGCACAACAGAAUGCGUUAACAUGAGCCAGGACUUUGGACGUAUCCUGCUCGCAAAAAUCCUCCAAUGCAAAAUGAGAUAUCCUGCAUUAUGGACAACACUUGCUCUGCUUCUGCUCUGCGCACAGUCAGCUCGCUCAGGGAGACGAAUAGGCAACAACCCGGGGCGAUUUGCCAACGCAACCUUAGUUCGACUCUCUGACUAUCUGAUGACCGGCUACAAGAAAGGUGUCCGUCCUGUGAGAGACUGGCGCAACUCCACGAUGGUGGCCAUUGACUUCAUGGUGUACGCCAUUCUGAGCGUGGAUGAGAAGAACCAGGUUUUAACCACGUACAUCUGGUACAGACAGAAAUGGGUGGAUGAAUUCCUUGUAUGGAAUCCCGAGGAUUUUGACGAUAUCAAGCAAGUCUCCAUCCCUACAAGCAAUAUUUGGGUGCCAGACAUUCUCAUCAAUGAGUUCGUGGAUGUGGGAAAAUCCCCAGAUAUCCCUUAUGUGUAUGUGGGUUAUGACGGAAAAGUGCAAAACUACAAACCCAUCCAGGUGGUGACAGCAUGCAGCCUGGAUAUCUACAACUUCCCCUUCGAUAUCCAGAAUUGCACCCUGACCUUCACCAGCUGGCUUCACACGACUGCUGACAUUAACAUCUCCUUGAUGAGAACCCCUGAAGAGGUGAUGUCUGACAAGAAUGUCUUCAUGAACCAGGGGGAAUGGGAGCUGCUUAAUGUCCCGUCUCAGUACAUAGACUUCAGCAUUGACGGUACCGACCACUAUGCCGAAAUGAAGUUCUUUGUUGUGAUCCGACGAAGGCCCUUGUUCUAUACUGUCAGCCUCCUGCUGCCCAGCGUGUUCCUGAUGUUGAUGGACAUUGUGGGAUUUUAUCUGCCGCCUGAUAGCGGAGAGCGGGUGUCCUUUAAGAUCACCCUGCUGCUGGGAUAUUCUGUCUUUCUCAUCAUUGUGUCCGACACUUUGCCUGCUACUGCCAUCGGGACGCCACUGAUAGGUGUCUACUUUGUGGUGUGCAUGGCCCUCCUGGUGAUUAGUCUUACAGAGACCAUCCUGAUCGUACGCUUGGUGCACAAACAGGACCUCCAGUCCCAUGUCCCAGAGUGGGUGAAGCACCUUGUGUUAGAGAAAGCCACUGUGCUUCUCUGCAUUCGCAACAAGGAAAAAUUUGGCCCCAUUCCUUCAAGGGGAUGUGACAUGUCCCGAUUCAAGGAGAACAACAUGAAUACAGGCAAAUUCAAUCACCGCACUUGUGAGAAUACCAGAGACUGUGAGAAGUCCAUAGGCAUGGCCCCACCUCUGAGAGACAAUGCCCCAGUGGUGGACAACAUCCUCCAGGAGAUUUCGUCCAUCCGCCACUUCCUGGAGAGGCGAGAGCAGUACAGAGAAAUUGCCAAGGAGUGGCUGCAGGUGGGGUAUGUUCUGGAUGUGCUGCUGUUCCGCGUUUAUUUAGUGGCUGUGCUGGCAUACAGCAUCACACUCGGGACUCUCUGGUCAGUGUGGCAAUAUGCCUGAGCUUGAGAGCUUUGGAAAAACCAGCGUGUGGGCCUCACGUAAAGAUAACCAAUCUGAUUUUGCUGAGGGUGGCCUUGAAAACCUCCAUGCUUACCUUAAUAAGGGCCGCCCCCCCCCCACUCCCUCUUCACAGGAAGUGAAAAAAAUUCCUCCGUCUUUCGUCUACCACUGAUAGAGGUCUCACACAACGCACUGUAAGGAGGGGAAAACAAGCGUUUAAUUUUUCACUCCACAACGUUGGCUAAUAAACCCACAAGGUCAACAAAAAAACAAACUGUGACUGUUUUAGAGAAGGGCUUUACUGCUAAAAACCGGACAAGACUGUCGAGGAGCCGACAUUAGAUUUUCCUUUGCGCCGCGCAACAGCUGCUCUCCACGGGGUUAGCCUGCUCUUCAUUUAGACAUUUCUUGUGAAAGAACACAACGAGAAUCAAAUCGGAUUAAAACAAUAAAACGAAUACUUGUACAUGCAAAAAAAGAGAGGUGGCUUGUGCUUUUGUAUAGACAAUGGUAGUGUGCUUUGGUGUAGAUUUUCACGGGAAAGCCUUUAUAAAAUAAACCUCAGUAGCUGUGUAGUGAGAAUGGCCCAUCUCUACAACAAAAGCUUCUAGUCAUAUUCAUAUUCUGGUUUGUGACAUUUGGAAAACAUGUGAAUGUACUGUAUGUGGGACAAUCUUUGUCUUCUGCCUUUUCUCUGUGUUAUGUUAGACUGUAGUUGUGAUUUUCUACAAUAACAAAAAAUUGAUUCCAAACACUUCCAUGGCUUUAGAAAUUUAGACACAACCUAAGUAAGAAUAUAAAGUUGUCCUGAACGGCUAUUUUAGUUAAUUGGACAAAAUCAUUAAAUCAUUUCAUACAAUAGUGCAUCUCAUUUACUGUUUUAAUAAGGAAAGGGAGAAUGUACUUUAUGGAAGUCAAUUAUUUAUCAUUUGCAAACCCUGUAAAGCAUCUGAGCAAUCACAAGAGAAAAGAAAAACACACUUUUGGAAUGUUAUAAAAGCCAGCUGAAAAUAAAAGUGCAGGUGUGUCAACAUGUGUUGACAAGAUGUCAAUAUAUAAUUUAAUGGCUGUGUGUGGAAUUAAUUUUACUGGUGGAUGUCCACACAGUGGACUUUAAAAAUAUUGUAUUGUUUUCUCCUGUGGAAUCUCCCAUGUAUAUGCAGGGUAUUAAUGUAUUCACCAUGCAAAAAGUCUUUUUAUUCUUGAAAAUGCCUUCUACAGGCAAAUGUUAUUAGGAAGUGUAUUGAAUUUAUAGCUUUUACAUUCAGCUUGUAUAUACAGUUGUAACUUCAGGCAAUGUACUCCAGACUUGAUAAUCUGUAUUCUUCUGAACCAGUUAGCUUUGCAUUACACAUCUGUGCUGCAUUACUAACACUGCCACAGAUACAAUGGAAAAAUUGAAGCAAUUAAUGGCCUCUGACCUGAAAUAAUCUGAGUUAAAUUAUGACAGUUUUAUUUUUAGGACCAUUGUAUAUGUCAUAUAACACUGUUUCUUAUUAUAUGGAAAUAAAAUUUCAUUUUACUCUAA
This is a messenger RNA of Lepisosteus oculatus (spotted gar), 3254 nucleotides long. RefSeq names its product 5-hydroxytryptamine receptor 3A-like. Gene Ontology annotation, cellular component: postsynaptic membrane; plasma membrane; synapse. Gene Ontology annotation, molecular function: acetylcholine-gated monoatomic cation-selective channel activity; serotonin-gated monoatomic cation channel activity. Lineage: Eukaryota; Metazoa; Chordata; Actinopteri; Semionotiformes; Lepisosteidae. Gene Ontology annotation, biological process: regulation of membrane potential; monoatomic ion transmembrane transport; signal transduction. The record is from RefSeq and is a predicted model, not a curated record.